Messenger RNA from Cyprinus carpio (common carp), 2876 nucleotides. RefSeq names its product keratin 222 (gene krt222). Lineage: Eukaryota; Metazoa; Chordata; Actinopteri; Cypriniformes; Cyprinidae. The record is from RefSeq and is a predicted model, not a curated record.
GAUGUGUUGACUUCCCAGAACCAGAUGUGUGGUUCGGGUGCAGCCAGAUGGACUCUCACCCUACUGAUGGAAUCUCUACCACACUUCAAUGACUCGUAUCUGAAGGGAAAUCACUAGGGCAGGGACAGUGGAGGAAAAAGGGGUGGGACGGGCAAGGGCGUGUUGGAUCAGCCUUCACAAAAGCACCAGCAAAACCCGUGACACAAAUUGUGGCCUCUUGCUUUUCACCUCCACACGAAGCCGGCGGGACCCUGGUGGGCCCCUCACUCCUAUUCCACUCCCCAAGUCCAUGUCCGUAGGAGCCACGUUGACGGUCGUAUUCAAGCUAAAUAUUUAUUCGGUAAACACCUAAUAAUCUUAGGUGUGGCAGGACGGGCUUGGAGACAUUUAGUUUCAUCUGACCCCAUGGAGGAACUUGAAGAGCAAAAACUGGACAUGAGGGGCCUGAACAAACGGCUGAAGGGGUUCCUGGAUCAUGUGAAUCAGUUGGAACAGACCAACUGCGAACUGGAGGAGCAGAUUGAGGAGUGGGGAUUCAGGAACAUCGCACCACGGCGGGACUGGAGCGACAAGGAGGCGCUGGCGCAGGAACUGCGAGCUCAGGUUAGGAUGAUCAUAAUGGAAAAUGCAGAAGUUUUGUUACAAUCUGAUGCAGUGAAACUCAGGGCAGCACAUUUAAAGACAAGGUGUGAAACCGAGGAGAAACUCAGACUCCUAAAGGAGCAGGAGGUGUCACAACUGAAGCUAAAGAAGAAAGAAAUGGAAAUGGCCAACAGCCUGCUGGAAAAGCAGCUUUAUGAAUCCCAAAAUGAGAUACAGCAAAUCAUGGAGGAACAUGAGAGAGAGCUGGAUCAGCACCAGCGAGCAGUAGAGGAGUGUGAUAGAGUGCUAGCGCAGGUUGCUGCAGGAGAGGAUGGCAGAGCAAUGGAUCUCUCCCGGACCAGCACCCAGUGCGACCACUCCAGCCCAGCCCAGAGUACCCCUGACUCAGCCACACCACCAAAUCCAACCCCAGGCUCCGGUCUGGCUUCACAGAGAAGGCCCCGAAAGGAUGCAACCAGCCCCACAGCUGCGUUUCCGCCACAGGUGAGAGCAGGUGAUGAGGCCCUGAAGGAGGCACGAGCCGAGCUCGCUGAGGCCCGGAAGCGAUGGCACCGUCUACAGGUUGAAAUCGAAUCGCUACAUGCCUUGGAAAGGAGUCUCCAAAGCUCCCUACACCACACUCAGCUCCAGUACUCUGUGCAGCUGAAGGAUCUGUCCCGGUCUGUCAGGGGUCUGGAGUCUGAGCUAGAAACUGUGCGGGAUGGUCUGGAAAUCCAGAAACAGAACCAUAGUCAGCUCCUCAACACCAAGAUGAGGCUGGAGAGAGAGAUUGCAACCUAUAGGAAACUCCUGGAACAUGAAGAGGGCAGGUUUCUGAACUCAGAUGGUCAGUCUCUAAAGCUGAAGCCAUGGAAGGGGUCAAUUCCUGCUCCAGAGCAGAACGGCCUGCCCAACGGAUGUGAAGAUAUCGCUGGGCCAGUCUUCUCUGAGAGAACUUCAAAAAUAAGCCCGGCCCUUCAGCGACAGCAGAGUCUUGUCAUCCUCACAGAACCAGCUCUAAACAAAGAUGGGGAGAUCUGUACUGUGAAGACUCAGGAGAUUCUGGAAGGAAAUGUAGUGAGGGAGAGUGCAGAGGGUCACGGAAAUGUGGAGACAGAGAAGAUUGACAAGGUAAUCAGGCAAUGGGAAGGGUCAUUCUUUAAAGGAAAUCCCAAGCUAAGGAAGAAAUCUGUGUCUCUGCGUUUCGACCUUCACAUGGCUGUAGCGGACGAGGGUUGCAGCCAAACAAAACAGAACAGUCUCCCUAACGUGGAGGUCCGUCUGGUCAUGAAACGGUCUCGCAGCAUACCCACUUUUGCCCAGUGAUGUCAUGAUGCUACUACACCACAACUGUGACAUCACCAUGCUACCACAUCACAACUGAGACCUCACAAUGCUACUGCAUUACAAUUAAGUGGUGGUGACCACGUCUCAAUGUCUUGGCGGCUAAUAAAAGCAAAUCACUUUAGUAACGUCAUAAAACUCUUACCAUUUGAAAGAAAAAAGAAACUCAUGCAGAUAGAGCUACUUAAAGAAAUUUCAAGGCAAAUUAAUUUGUAGUUGAUUUAUUUUACUUCACACUUAGAUGUCUGAAGAUGAAUGGGGAGUAAAAAUGUCUUGCAGUGUUUCAGAUUUCAUUGUGACUUUAGAGUGUGACUCUCUCUGUGGACGCUCUACUGCCACAUUAUUGAUUAUUAGCACAUAUUACAUUACUGAAAACCUAUAAAACUAUUGGUUUGUGAAAAUGUGUAUAGUAUAUACAUCUAUAAAGCUGAAUCUUAAGUCUCAGUGAGAAAUGGUCAGUGACGAUACAGAGAUUUCACAUUCAGUGCAGCAUAACAAAAGAUGCGUUAUUGCGUUUGACAAAUGUUACUGGAACUAAUUUUACACUCCAGUGAACGCUAAGGGGUAUCAAGUUCUGGUUCUGCAGGAGGCUAUAGUGUGAACCAAAACAAAAUAUUGUGAAAUUUGCAAAUGUAGCAAAAAUCAGCAGCCAAAAAAAAAAAAUAAUAAUAAAUUUAUGGUGAAACCGAUGUACUGUCCCCACGAUAUUGCCUGCAUGGACCUGUACAGAAUGACUAGCAGUCUAUCACUGCAGAGAGAAUGAGAUGCUAAAAGUGAAAUGUUGACUAUGAACUUCUCUACUACUACUUACACUCGCCUAUAAAAGUUAAAUUGCUUUGUAUUACGGAUGCAUAUAGUUUACGCUUCAUUUAAAGUGCAGAUAUUGUGUCUUCCAAUCAAAAAUUAUGCAGGAUUUUUCAGAAAACUUGAAAUGAUCAUACUUCAACAAC